UCCGUGAUAUGCGCUGUUCCACCAAUCGACCUUGGUUCCACCGCCAUCGUCAUCUCAGCAAUGGCAGCUUCCAGUAUCAAACUUUUCCUCGCUCAUUCGCUAUUACAAAGUGAUUGGAACUGUCGUCCUCUAGUUCCUGCCGUUGCAGGCUGCGGUCAAAAUAAAAAUAUUAGCACGCUUUAGCUUUUAAGCGUUCCCUCGUAAAAUCUUGGUAAGCUCUAAAAGUUGACGGUACCGUCGUACUCAAGGGAUACGGUGCUGUGUCGUUACGUAUGUACUAAAGACUCGUCCUCCCUCAUCUUUCCCUGUGCGCCUACAGUAAUGCAGCGUUGCAUCGUUCUCGCGCGAAGAAAUCUGCCGACCUUCGGCGGGACCUGCAGUGCCUAUAGAGCGGCGUCAACAAAGCCGACAGAAUCGAGGAUACUGAGAAAACUGAAGGAGGCUCUAAACCCGCAAGAACUCCUGGUUGAAAAUGAAAGCCACAUGCACAACGUUCCCAAAGGAUCGGAGACGCACUUCCGAGUGACUGUGGUGUCGUCCGCAUUCGAGGGUAAAAGUUUAGUGCAGCAACACGCCAUGGUGUACACUGCACUGAAAGAAGAACUGAAGGAUCCUGUUCACGCCCUCUCAGUUGAGACUUCAACGCCGGACAAGUGGCAAUCCGAGACCAGAAAAUCGCCGCCUUGCCUUGGAGGAAUGAAGAGGGAGAAUCGAGAGAAGUAAUGAAGCAUAUACUUGUAUUUCGAAGGUGACAGUAGGGUUUACAUAUUGCUAUAGAACGAUGAUCAUGUGUUCCAAUAUUAAACAAGAAUGAACAUACCAUCUUUACAGCUA
Rhipicephalus microplus (southern cattle tick) is the source of this 834-nucleotide messenger RNA. RefSeq names its product bolA-like protein 1. Gene Ontology annotation, cellular component: mitochondrion. The record is from RefSeq and is a predicted model, not a curated record. Lineage: Eukaryota; Metazoa; Arthropoda; Arachnida; Ixodida; Ixodidae.